UUUUAUUGCAUUGUUUCUCUUGCCUCCAGGGACCGGGAAUACGAUGACAUAGAUGAAGAAGACCCUUUCAACCCACAGGCCCGGCGUAUUGCUGCCCACAACCCCACACGUGGGCAGCUUCGUAGUUUCUGCAGCUACAGUAGCAGCCUGGGCAGUCAGACCAGUCUCCAACCUCCAGCACAAACUAUCUCCAAUGCCCCAGUGUCUGAGUACAUGAACCAAGCUGUGCUCUUUGGUGGGAACCCACGCUAUGAAAACGUCCCACUGAUUGGAAGAGGAUCGCCUCCCCCCACGUAUUCUCCAAGUAUGCGAGCCACCUAUCUUUCGGUUAAUGAUGAUCACAGGCGACAGUACAGCAACGAAUUUCCAGCCUAGCACCCACCUUGUAGAAAAAACCCCGCAAACAAUGUUUCUAUAGUGGAACUUGACAAAAAAAAAAACUCAAGGUGCGUGGACUGCAGGGAACAGUAAUGCCUCCAUAGUGAAGUGGCAGAGAAGGGCAUUUGGAGAAGGCAUCAGUGGAAGAAGGCACCCACUGGGAUUCUGGAUAAUCUGCCUAGAGGGGUAUCCUCUGUGUUCAAACCGGCAGCUUUUGUUCACAAUUCUUAGUCUUCCUCUCUUGUACACACUGGAUGGUAUAUCUCCAACCUCUGAGCUAACGGCUCUGAAUUCUUCUCCUGAACUUAUCUCCUGGUCCUUUCCUGCCACCAGUGCAUUGUAUUCCCCAAUCACUUUUGGGGGAGGGAGGGAUGAAGAGAUUUGGGAUUGCCUCAAAUUUGUGCAAAGGCUAUUAAUUCCUGUUUUCUUUUCCUUUGCACUGACUUUUGGGGCUGUGUUGUCCUUGUUUGACAGUGUGGUUCGGGCUUCCUUUUUUUAAAAAAAAAUAAGAGCAAAUAACAAGACCAGGACACUGUACAAGUAAAUAGAUCACUGACAUGUGGUGUACAAUAACCAUGAGGGAAAUGGGAGCUUGCCACAAAAGCAAAUGCUCCUUGCUGCUGAGUCAAUGCAAUACCAACCACUAAAGUGGAUUUUGUUUUUCCUCUGGAGAGGUCACUGCACAAAGCCUUCUGCCAGCUUGGCACUGUGCUACUUGAGCAGCAACAUCCCCUGCCAAAAGCAGCACCUAUCUGGAAGGUAUGGUACAAGAUCUGCACAGUAUUUCCCCUUCUUCACCAGUUUCCUUUGUUCCUGGAAUUAACUCACCAGCCAUUGCUAUGGUGGCCUCAGGUAUUAUUUGGAACAAACUGAUUUUUUUUCUUUUUUAUGUGUGUUUCUGAUUUGUCAUGUUUUUAAUU
This is a messenger RNA of Gekko japonicus, 1298 nucleotides long. It is a transcript of the gene TTYH2, whose product is annotated as tweety family member 2. The transcript has 3 exons. Lineage: Eukaryota; Metazoa; Chordata; Lepidosauria; Squamata; Gekkonidae. The annotation marks the transcript as partial. The record is from RefSeq and is a predicted model, not a curated record. Gene Ontology annotation, molecular function: volume-sensitive chloride channel activity; intracellularly calcium-gated chloride channel activity. Gene Ontology annotation, cellular component: plasma membrane.